Daucus carota subsp. sativus is the source of this 1611-nucleotide messenger RNA. RefSeq names its product S-(hydroxymethyl)glutathione dehydrogenase. The record is from RefSeq and is a predicted model, not a curated record. Bases 191 to 1459 code for a protein of 422 amino acids. NCBI's taxonomy places the organism in Eukaryota, Viridiplantae, Streptophyta, Magnoliopsida, Apiales, Apiaceae. The transcript has 8 exons. Gene Ontology annotation, molecular function: oxidoreductase activity.
AUAGCGGCACUAUUUAGCAAACAAUUAAAGAAAAAUAAUAAUAGCGGUACUACACAACCAGGAAGCGCAUUUAAAAAUUGGGCAGUUGUAGUAAAAUAUAUUAUCCGCGUAAUAUUAUAUACUCACUCCUACUUGUCCAAGUGAUCGACUCAAAACUUCAGAGUUGAAAAAUUGUGAACAUCAGAAGAAGAUGAUGAUGAGAAACAUGAAUCGAGUGAUGAAAAGCAGUCGGAGCAUUCUCAGAGCUUUGAAUUCAUCAUCAGCGUCGCCUGAUUGGCAUCGCCGAUCAUUUUCGAGCAUUGAUGCGGCGUCGUAUCAUCUCAACGGCGGUUCAUCUUAUAUGCGCGGAGCCGUGUUUUGGGAGCCGAACAAGCCGCUCACUUUCGAAGAUUUUCAUAUGCCUCGCCCUAAAGCCGGCGAGCUUCUUAUCAAAACCAAGGCCUGUGGGGUGUGCCACUCCGACCUGCAUGUAUUAAAAGGCGAGCUUCCAUUUGCUAGCCCUUGUGUCGUGGGACACGAGAUCACUGGUGAGGUAGUUGAACAUGGACCACUCACUGACAGUAAAAUUACCAAGAGGUUUCCUGUUGGAGCUCAUGUUGUUGGGGCGUUCAUAAUGCCUUGUGGUAGCUGCUUUUACUGCAGUCAGGGUAAAGAUGACUUAUGUGAGGACUUCUUUGAUUAUAACCGUGCAAAGGGAACCCUUUAUGAUGGAGAAACACGUCUGUUCCUCCGUAACAGUGGGAAACCAGUGUAUAUGUAUAGUAUGGGGGGACUUGCUGAGUAUUGUGUUGUACCAGCACAUGCAUUGACUACUCUACCCGACACAUUACCUUACACAGAAUCGGCUAUUUUAGGAUGUGCCGUCUUUACUGCCUAUGGUGCUAUGGCUCAUGCAGCUGAGGUGCGUGCUGGUGACGCGGUUGCUGUGAUCGGGAUAGGCGGCGUUGGCUUAAGUUGUCUGCAGUUAGCACGGGCGUUUGGUGCGUCUGAGAUUAUUGCAGUAGACAUACAGGAUGAAAAGCUGCAGAAUGCUAAAACAAUGGGAGCCACGCACACCAUAAAUGCAAGCAAUGUUGACGUUGCUGAAAAAAUUAGAGAGCUAACUGGUGGUAGAGGCGUAGACAUUGCUGUGGAGGCCUUGGGAAGACCUCAGACGUUUGCGCAGUGCACACAGAGUGUGCGAGCUGGAGGAAAAGCAGUAAUGAUCGGGCUUGCACUUGCUGGUUCCAAAGGAGAGAUAGAUAUUAACCAUCUAGUUCGGAGACAGGUAAAAGUGAUCGGCUCUUAUGGAGGUAGGGCCAGGCAAGAUCUUCCCAAGAUUGUCAGACUAGCUGAGAGAGGUAUUUUCAAUCUCUCAGGAUCUGUUUCAAGAAAGUGCAAGUUUGAGGAGGCAGGAAAAGCAUACGAAGAUCUUAACAAUGGAAAUAUUGUUGGCCGAGCUGUAGUUGAGAUAAUGUAGUGUGUGUGAUCAUCAACAGUUGUAUUAGAGACUAGCUGUCAUUGACUUUUUUUCUUCCUUAAUUUGCAAACUCUGACUUUUAAAAAGCUGUUGAUAUUUCUUCAGCUGAAGUUAAGAUGCUUAAAUUUCAAUGAGACCAGCUGUUGAUAUCU